GAGAUAGCAGUUGUUGUUCAAAACUCUCUGAGGUAAGAGUUAGGAGCAUAUUUUAGUGAGUGUUCGCUUAAAAACGGUUAAUUUAAGGGAAAUAACAAAAAUUGGAAAACCCUUGCUAAAGGAUACAUAACAAAUUAAUGACUUACAUACACAUUUUAUGUUGAACUGAAGUGUGUGAUUCCGUGAAGAAAAUCUUGCGGAUUAUAUUUGAUUCUUUUGGAUUCAUUAAAAAGAUACUAUCUGUGUGUUAGACAAUUAAAUCAUCUACACUUUAUACUGUGUCAGGAGUAUAGAAGAAGAAUAUCAUGGGUGAAACUGAGGAAAAGGAGAAUGGUCCUAGUGAAGCGCAUGAAGGCGAAGAGCCAAAAGAGACUGACAAAAUGCUCAAUAAGGAAGAUGGUGGUGCCAAAAAGAACGAAGAUCUGUCCCCAGAAGCUAUUGCCACUGAAACAGCAGAAACAGCUGUAAAUUCGCCGGAGAAUGGUGAAGAGAUUGUUAAAAUUGCUGAAGAGCCAAAGACAGAACAGACAAAGGAAACCGUUCCGGUUACAGCAGAGGGACGAGAAGUGAAGCCAAAAAAGAUCCCAAUCGGUGGUAUCAAAAUGCCAGGAUUCUUCACACGUGGCACAAAAGGGACAAGUAAAAAUGAAGGUGAUGGAGCCGAUGGGGAACUUUUGGAGACAGAUGAAAAGAAUAAACCCAUCGAAGAUAACAUAAAUAAUAAAAAUAGAGCGAGUAUGAAUUUCUUCAGCAAUAUUCGCAUUAGAAAUCCCUUCAAGCGAUCAACUGAUCAACAAAAAGUUGCAACUGAAAAUGGAAAUGCCGAUCAAAAGGCAGAAGACAAUGAAAAAGUAACCAUUGAAGAGGAAGCUACAAAGGACACGGCACAACCAGCUGAUCAGACACAAAAAAGACGAUUACUCAAUGCCAUUAAAUUGCCACAGAUUAGCAACAUUCUUCCCAAACGCUUGCGUACUGGUGUUGCGAAUGCUGAUGUAGAAUUGGGCAAUGGACCUCACAAUAAGGCAGGUCUAGCAUCAAUGGAAACCCUUGAUGAUUCUACAAAAGAUCCUGAAUCCAAAGACACAACAGAUCGUGCAGCUAUUGCAAAGCCUACCGAUGAAGAUCUUGAGACAGUCAAGUUAGAUAACGUAGAUGAAAAAUCUCAAGGCAAGGCUGAAGAAGCCGGUGCUUCAGAUAAACCUAAACCAUGGCUUGAGAGAAUACGAUCAUAUCACUGUUCAAUUGAUGAUAUAGCUAUAGUUGCUGGGAUUUUGGUCUUUCUGCUUUUGGUUGGAAUUAUCUGUGCAUUUACAUUCACUGGUAAAACGGAACUCACAUCGGCUCCUGUUAAGGAUGGUCGUUAUGUGGAAGCUGUCACAUCUUGUGGUCCUGUUGAAGGACUUUACGACGAUGGAGCAUUUGCAUUUCGUGGAAUCCCCUAUGCAACACCCCCAGUCGAUGAGAAUCGCUGGACGACGUCAAGACCUAUUGACAAUAUAAAUGACUGCUGGAAUGGAACAUUCAAAGCACAUAAUUCCACUCCCGUGUGCCUCCAGCUCACAUCAAAUGGAACAAUCGUUGGUGUGGAAGAUUGUCUUACGCUUGAUGUCGUUACUCCUCAUGUACGCUAUGACAAUCCACUUCCUGUCGUGGUUCUCAUAGGAGCUGAAUCGCUAUCAGGCGACUCUCCAGGAAAGAUGCGUCCAUCUAAGCGCUAUGCUCGUGCUCGUGAUGUUAUCUUUGUUCGUCCAAACUUCCGUGUUGGAGCCUUUGGCUUUCUUGCCUUAGACGCUCUAUCACGAUCGACCCACCCGCCACGUUCAGGAAAUUAUGGACUCUCUGACAUUAUAACAGCCCUGAAAUGGAUAAAAAUUAACAUCGUUAACUUUGGCGGAGAUGCAAAUUCAGUGACACUUUUUGGUCACAGAGCUGGGGCGACUCUUGUUUCAGCAAUUGUAGCUUCUCCACAAGCUAAAGAUCUCUUCCAUCGCUCAUGGAUCACAUCGGGAUCUGCAAUAUUUCCUGGAAAGUCUUUGCAUGAGUAUGAACGCCAAAAUCAGGCUAUCGCAGAAGCACUAAAAUGUCACAAUGCUGAUUGUUUGAGGGGCAUUUCCGGAGGAGCUGUGUUAGAUGCUGUCCCGGAUACAUGGCGGCACGUGUCACAGGAUCUGCCAAGUCGAACGGAAAAUGCAUCAAGCAGACAUGAAUAUUUGACUUUAGAUGGUGAAAUUCUUCAAGAACAUGCAAUUGAUGUAUGGAAGAGAGAGCUAGGUCCAUUAAAGAUGGUUAUUGGAGCCACGGCACAUGAGAGCCACUCAGAGAAGUUGUGGCUGAAACACAAAGAAUGGACACCUGAGCUCGUGCGACAACAUGUAGAAGAGAGUUUGAUUGGACAACAAGGGCUCACGGAUGAGGCCCUAAAACGUUAUGGGACGACAUACCAGGGUCUCGUAGCUAUGAUCUCUGACAUUCGUACAGUGUGUCCAUUGCUCACUGUAGCCAGAUCUUUGACUUCAGUACCUUUCUAUGUCAUUACCCAGCCCGCAGAACCGCUUAACAUCGCUGAUGUUGACGCCGAUGUUCAGGCUAUCUUUGGUCGCUAUGAACCCAAAACACCUGAACAAAGGCGCUAUGUAUCUGCCAUCCAGCAGCUAUUCUACCACUAUGUCUCCCACGGAGAGAUGAAGCAGUAUGAAACAAGACCCGUCUUGCUUAUUGGCCAAGAUGCCCUACCCGCCGAGAAUUAUCCUAAUUGUGAUUUUUGGAUUGAGAAAGACAUCGUCCCACGCUACGGCCGAAUUGAUUAAGAGAGUAAGAUAAAAUAUAUACAUAAUAUAUAGAUACACACAGAAAAAUAAAAAGGUGUCACCACAAGUAAGAUAAAAAAGAAGAGUUCAACUGCUUAGUAAUUGUCCUUUUUUAUAUUAUAGCUCAUUUAGAAACAAAAGACAUCCCAUUUUUUUUACAAAAGAUAAAUGAUUUGAUAAAAGUAUACAUAUAAGUAAAUUUUUGGAGAAAAAUAUUUUGAUAUUUAAAAAAUAAUUCUUUUUGAAAUUUUUUUAAAUGAAAAUUCUUUUAAGAAAUAGAAUUCAAUUUUUUAUAUAAAAUGCGAUUAUAAAAUAAAAUUUAAGAAUAACUUUUGAGCGCAACAAAACAUCUUUUUGACAAAUUUCUAUGAAAAAUAUUUUCCAAAACUAGGAAAUUUAAGUAAUUAUAUACAUAUAUAUAAAUUUUCACCUUCCCGAAUUGUUCCAAUGAAAGGUUUUUAGUCCAAAGAGAAUAUUAAAAAGUUGUUUUAAUAAGAUUUUUUGAAUACUAUAUGAAUAAAAAAAAUCAUUCCAUCUACCUACAAAAUAUAACUGCCGGACUUUACAUACGAAAAUUUUAAUAUUGAUCGAUUUUAUAUACAAAUAUAAACUUUUUUCGCAAUAGUACACUUUACAAAAUGAAACUAAUAAGGAAUUAAGCUCAUUCUUAAUACAAUAAACCUUAUAAAAAUAUAUACGUAAUGUAUAUAUUGAAAAUAUAUAUAUAAAUGGUAUUCAGAUUACAAUCGCUUCCAAAGUAUGAAAAAAAUGAGAAUUAUUAGUAAUUAAAAUUGAUUUGAUUUUAAAAACACACAAUUAAUUAAGUCCCUAAAAAAAGUAAAUGAAAAUAAAUCAAAUUUUAAAGUUAUAUGUCUUUGCUCUUAGGGCUUCUAGUGGUAAAUUAAUUACCUUUUUUCCCUUUUUUUAAUACACAAAUCACAGAACAAUACUAUAAUAAGUUAAUGUACCACUUCCUGGUUAACACCAAGUAUUAACUUUGUUUUGCUCGGGCUCUUUUUUUUCAGUUUUAUUAUAAGAAAAACAUUUAAAUAUAUGGCUGUAUUUUUAAUUUAAUUUUUCACUUCAAUGUAAUAUUUUAAGUAAAAUUGUAAUAAUAAAAAACCAUACAUAUACAUUACAACCCUAGAUAUUUAAUAGGUAAAAAUUCAUAAAUAAAAUAUUUGUAUAAUUUAACAAUUAAAUUAACUGCAAAUAGAUAAGAAUUAAUUAUAACAAGAUAUACAAAUGAUUCCCACAUAAACGUUUAAAAUUGUUGUAAUUUGAGAGAAAAAAUAUGAAUAUGAGCAAAUCACAA
Molecule: messenger RNA, 4125 nt
Organism: Lutzomyia longipalpis
Lineage: Eukaryota; Metazoa; Arthropoda; Insecta; Diptera; Psychodidae
Gene: Nrt
Product: neurotactin
Exons: 6
Coding region: 306-2810 (834 amino acids)
Source: RefSeq, a predicted model, not a curated record